Messenger RNA from Salvia splendens (bonfire salvia), 4448 nucleotides. RefSeq lists its product as uncharacterized. The record is from RefSeq and is a predicted model, not a curated record. The transcript has 7 exons. Bases 1063 to 3948 code for a protein of 961 amino acids. NCBI's taxonomy places the organism in Eukaryota, Viridiplantae, Streptophyta, Magnoliopsida, Lamiales, Lamiaceae.
UAAUUAAUCUCCUCUGUUUCUUAAUUAAUCGCUUCCUCUCCGUCUGCUUCUUAAAUAAUCACUGCUUUUCUCUUUCCUCUCCGUCUGUUUCCUCUCCCUCUCCCUCGAGAGAGCUGUCUCUCUCUCUCUCUCUUCUCCCACACUUUCCAACCUUUUCCUUUCUUUUAUGUCCGUGUUUGCAGUCGUUAAUGGCUGCCCCACACAUAAGUUUUUGGUUCCAGUUUCUUAAUAAGUGGGUGGGUGAUUUUUCCUUCUGCCUUUCUCCCUUUUUGGUCGGUGUGGAAUUUGAUACUCUUCCACUCCAGCGAGCCUCCCUUCUGUUUUUAUUCAAUUCGAUUCACUCUCAAACUUUUCUUUUUUGAAUAUCUGUAAAUACCUGUCAAAGACAGGAAUUUUGUUUCUGGGCUUUUGUGAUUGUAAAAAAAAUAAAAAGGCUUUCUGGUGGGGUUUUCUUGAUUUUGUUCCCUUUGUAAUCGAGUAAUCGGAUCUCAUUUGGUGUUUCCGUCUGGGGCUAGUCCAGAAUUAGUGUGAAAUAAUAUUUUUUUUGAGAGACUUUGCUUUUGGUGUUGAGAACUGAGGCUGUUUGAUAAAUUGCCUCAACGAAUUGAUUUUUCCCAAUUUCGUUUAUAACGGCAAAAUCUUUGCUUGAUUGAGUGAGCAGUCGUGUGAUAUUGUCUUCAUCUAACCUCGAAGGCAAGGUCAGAUGACUUUGAUCAAAUCUUUGAAGAUGCUGUAAGAUUCCUGAAUAAAAGGAUUUGCAUUUUCUAUUUCUGGAUCAGCAGCAUUUCAGGCAAUAAUUGUUUCUUGAAUGGGAAGACCACAUUGCCAUUAUCAUAACCAACUUCCGCUUUUUCCAAUCUUGCUGGUAGAGAGAGAAGAAAACAAAGGUGAGAGAGAAAGUUGAUUCCUUACCAACCAGAGAGGGCAACAUUCAUUUGGGGUUUUAGUCUUAACUCGGACAACAGCUGUUGGAUAGAUUCUUCCGAAACAACAUCGGGCUGCAUGUUUAUAUCAUGUUAUAGCUUGCAAUUAGAGGAGUGUGUGAACCAGAGGUAAAUCAUUAUGGCAAAGAAAUCACAGAAGCGCCUUUUGAGACAAGAAAGAGGCCAGGCAGGUUGUAUAUCCGGUUUUAUUAACAUAUUUCACUUCCGCCAUGGGCGAUCCACCAAACGUUUGCUUUCAGAUAGAAGUCUUGCAAACAAGCAAGUAGUCGGUGGUGAAUAUUCAGGCAACCAAACUGUUUUACUUGAUCCGACUGAAAAAUGCGAAAGCAUCGAGGUUGCCGAAGAAAGUAAUGUGCGUAUGCUUGAUGCUGCUAAAACGAGCAUGAAGGAACUCAUGGAAGAAGAGAUGUGUAAUGAGUCCGGAAACCCUAAAGAUUCUGCUACUGGUUUUGAACAUAGUAACUCAUAUGAUGGAAAUCAUCUCAAAAAACGUCAAAAGAAAAGAAGCAGAAGCCCCAUCAAGUCUAGUGAUCUGGAUGUCACUGAGCUGGGCACAUCUGAAGAGUUGAGGCCCGAGAAUGGUAACCAGGUUCAAGAGCAAAGAUCUUUAGAUAAUCUUGAUCUGGAAAUGAUAAUGGAGGAGUUGGCGCAGAUCAACCAGAAAAACGUGAAUGGCUCAGAGAAUGAUCUUCAUGGUGAUCUUGAUGAACCCUCUGGUCAGACUGUUAAUGUGGUUGAAGAAAAGUUGGUUGCAGCUGUAAUACUGCUUGCACAGCAGCGGCUGAACAGCAGUAAACAUUUUGGGGAUGACGGGAAUAAUUGUUGCUCAAAAGAGUUCAUGGAUGCUUUGCAAACAUUGAGUUUAAAUAAGGGCAUGCUGUUGAAGCUACUAAAGGAUCCAGACUCGAAACUGGUUAAACACGUGCAGAGUUUAGAGGAUGCUCGGUUAGGCAGAGAUACAAUAACCAAUUCACUGCCAGCAUCCACUUUGUCCGAGGAUAAGCUGGGAAAAUUAAAAUGUGAUGAAUCCAGUAGCCACAAACAGAGAAACUUCUUCCGGAGACGGACCAAGUCGCAGGAGAGCGACCUUGUGGCAGGGGAUAGAGAUUUUCAGAAUCAUAAGAAAACCGUCAUACUGAAAACCGGGCAAGCAGGGGCACAGAGCCCUCAAAUCGAUACCAGAGUUAGCAGCCUUCGUGUGCAGUCUCCCGGACUGGACGAUAAGUUGCAGAAUGAUAAAAAUACAUCUCAGUUCUCUUUCACGGAAAUAAAAAGGAAGCUCAGGCAUGCAAUUGGGAAGGAACGACAUGGCGUCUCUCCCGAUAGACUUAAUCUAAAAUUUAGUCAAAAGCACCAAAAUAACAAUACUGGUGACAAAGGCGGUAAUGGAGAAAAUCUUUGCUGGAGCUCUCCAAAUAGGAACCAUUUCUAUACUGAAAGAUUUUUAACAACUUCUCCUAGUUUGAAGAAGGGAGAACAGGUUGGACAGUUGAAGGAUGGGGGUUCAAUGGCCGUGAGUGAAACCAGCCAAUAUUCAAGACUAAGGGGAUCUAGCAUCUAUGUUGAGGCUAAAAAACAUCUCUCUGAGAUGCUGAAUAAUGGAAGUGAAACCCCGGAGUUAGUAACUCGGCAGUUGCCAAAGUCCCUUGGUCGAAUCCUCUCUCUUCCUGAGUAUAAAAAUGGUACGCCUUGCUGCAGCCCUAGAAAAUACGGUGAUGAUAUCUUUAUGACGACCCAGAUCAAAUUGUCUCCACGUGGCAUAGUUAGGAGUGACUUGAGUGGUCUAUUGCAAGAAAAUCUCAGCAAUCAACCGAUUCCGAGAAAGCAACAUCUGGAGAGUCAACCUGGCAUCUCUAGUAGCAAUUGCGAAGCCAAAAUACAGUCUCUGGCUACUAAUGAUAAAAUCACACUCAUAGAUGAGCAAGAACAUUUCAUUGAAAUUCAACCUGUCACCGAAGAUAUUUUAGAUCCUGAAGCUCGAAGCUCGCCUGGAAUAGUUGCAGAUACUGUAGAAAUGGCUGAAUCGAAACCUCGGGAAGAGGAAAAAACAGUUACCAAUUUCUCUGAAUCAUCUAAUAAUUUGAUCGGUGGAGAUAUCGACACCGAAGACGAUAGAGAAGUAGACAAUACACAAGUUCCUUCUCAGUUAUCAGUAGACUCUUCUCCUAGCUAUAAAUUGUCGUUUUCUGGUGAAGAUCAAUUACUGCAAUCUUCAGAGUCCCCUCCACACUGUUCAGUAAGCACUGAAAUUGAAGAUUCUGACUUCGCAAUGGAAAAAUUGGAGCGACCCAGUCCGAUAUCUGUUCUUGAGCCAUUAUUCACAGAUGAUGACAUCAGUCCUGCAAGCACCACUUCGCAACCAGUUGAAAAAGAAAUCCAGCCAUGUCAUAUCCAUUUUGAAGAACAAUCUUCUGCUAGCGACCAAGGAAUUUGUACAAGAAUUUCUCUUGAGGAUGAGGAAUCUGCAUUCGAGUAUGUGGAAGCCGUGUUGCUAGGCUCAGGUUUAAUCUGGGAUGAAUUUCUCUUGAGAUGGAUUUCUAUGUAUGAAAUCCUUGACUCGGAGUUAUUUGAUGAAGUGAAGUUAUUCUCUAGCCGACCCCAACAUGAUCAGAAGCUCCUCUUCGAGUGUGCGAAUGAAGCUUUAAAAGAGGUGUGUGCAAAGUACUUUGGAUGCUUUUCUGGGAUAUCACAUUUCAAAAUGAAUAUACAGCCGGCUCCUAGAGGGAUGGAUCUGAUCCUAGAGAUAUGGCGACUUGUUGAAUGGCAUCUGCUUCAGCUUCCACAGCCUCAUUCUCUUGACAAGCUUGUCAAAGCAGACUUGGCAGGAUCUGGAAAAUGGACGGACCUCCAAUUAGACUUCGAGUGUAUUGUUUCAGAGAUGGGGGAGACCAUUUUCACAGAACUGGUAGAGGAAACAGUACUGAACUUUUCCGAUGGAACAUUGGAGUGUGAGUUUGCAGUGCUCCAAACUGAAUCCAACGCCAUUGAGGCAACAAACUUGUAGAGUGAGGAUAAGCAUGGGCUAAAUCGGUUUCCAGCUGAUAUCCUCUUCACAUGAUUGCUGGAAGACGAGGGGCGUCUCCAAACCAGGCAUGAUGAAGGUCUAAAACAUCUACAUUCAGCCUAUCUCAAUAAAGCUCACAGAUGGUUUGGAUCUCUCAGUAUAGUAGAGUCGUGUGUAGUUAUUUCGAGUUAGGAAUCACAAAGAAUGGACACUUUUACCGCACAAAGGCGUCCACAGGUACUUGUAGGAAGUCAUUUAGUUCGUUUGAUUCCAUGCUCUUUUUUAUUGCAGGUUCAGCGGGGUCUAACCUCAUAAUAGAAGAUCAGGGUGUAUGAUCAUAAAAUAAUACAGCAAGGGUUCUGCAUAUUUGGUGUGUGCAGAAAAUCCUCCGCAUGUUUGUAGUAUUUGUUUGUUUCUUGAUUGCACAUAGGUGCUUUGAUUUGUAAAGAAACAUGGUUGUGUUGAGUUCUCAUCUAAUGUUUUCAUCCACACAUCUGAAA